GCCAAUUUGGCCCCACAUCCUUGAAACGUCAUGAAGCGGCUGGCCUGCCUGGUUCCGCUCUUGCUGCUUGUCAGGUUCAGCUGCUUCUCUGUGCCGGAUGGGACCGGCAGGCGGAGAUAUGGCCUGCAGGAGCUUCCAGAGGUCUCUGCCAAGGACAUCGACCAAGGGGACGGCAGCGGCGCGCUGGUGUCCAAGGUGCUGGAGGCCGGGGUGCGGCUCCUCUUGCGCCGCUACGAUGACGUGACGGUGCGGGUGCAGAGCAGGUGGGACCAGCUCAUCCGCGGCCGCGUGGAGGCGGUUCACUUGGCUGGAGAGAACUGGUGCACGAAGCUGGGCCUCCGGGCGCGGGCGCUGCGCGUGGCGGCGCUGCGCGGGGCGGCGCUGGACUACGGGGAGCUGCUGCAGGGCCGCGUGACGUUGACGGAGGCGGCGCAGGGCUGGGCGGAGGCCGUCUUCGAUGCCGAGGAGUUCGCGGACUUCCUGGUCUACCCGCAGGUGGCAGCGGCCGCGCCGGAGCUGGAGGGCGCCCAGUUCCGGUUCUGCGGCUCGGUGGAGAUCUCGAGUGCCGACGAGACGCUGACCUUCCAGGGCUCCCACGCCGGCGACCUCUUCCGCGGGACCCUGUCCUGUGGCGAUGGCACGCAGCCCCAAGUAUCGCUUCACGGUGACAUUGACGAGGCACGCCGGGUAGCGCUCGAGAGGGCGCUGGCCAGUUUCUUCAGGUCUUUGUACGUGGACCUGGCCGGCGUGUGCCUCAGCUUCGAGCGGCUCCGCUUUGGGAAGGAUGUGGCAGCAGUGCUGCUGAAGGCCGAAAUCCGGCGGAUCCCGAACCCCUUCCGAGACCGGAUAUAGCGCGCGCCAAAA
Messenger RNA from Effrenium voratum, 864 nucleotides. The record is from the annotation of a GenBank genome assembly. NCBI's taxonomy places the organism in Eukaryota, Dinophyceae, Suessiales, Symbiodiniaceae.